Dovyalis caffra is the source of this 564-nucleotide messenger RNA. Lineage: Eukaryota; Viridiplantae; Streptophyta; Magnoliopsida; Malpighiales; Salicaceae. The record is from the annotation of a GenBank genome assembly.
AUGUUCACAACCAAGAGGCACCCUUUGGUAGUUUCUGUCAAAAGACAUGCUUCUGAAAAAAUGAAGCAAGUUUGCCGAAGUAUUACUCAUCUCCAAGUCCUCUUUGUACUUCUUGUCACAGCGAGUGUAUUGGUUGAAGCACAAAGUGCAAGCCAAGUGGAAAAGUUAAGGGAAAGAACCCUCCGAAAAAUGAAUGUAACCAGGACAAUGGCGCAGAAUGCUGUGAAGAAGGCAAAUUUUACACCACCUACAAGCGUUCGCCACCUGUGUCUGCACAAACAAAGGAAUGGGAAUGCGAUGGUAAGUACCAUCCCACGAGGACACACCUGUGGUGGCUUCUCCAGUGGGACGGUUCAGCAAAAAGAUAAGCCAACCUGCCCAAGUAAUAUUGUUGAUGCCUCAAAAGCUGUUCGGAAAGCUUUAGGUAUAAAUGACAAGGACAAAGAAUGGGGAUGGAUAGAUGUCCCCUGGACAAUGUUGUUUUAUUUCGAACUUUUCACACUUCUGGUUGAAAAGGACCCAGGUAAUAAGCCUGUUCAGCUGGAACAUACAAGAAAUGUAUAA